AUGAGAACAUCAUUUGGAAUCCUCCUAGCCGCUAGUGCUGUCGCCCUCACUGCUGCCCAAUCAGGCACUAGCGUACCAACACUCACAGGCACUGGUCCCCUCCCAACAGCCAUUGCCUCCGCAGCCUCCUCCAUUGCCACAACUAAUGUCAACAUCAAUGUGAACCCCACCCCCUCCGUCAUCGCCUCCGGAUCCGGAGCUGGCCCUGUCCCUUCUGCAACUGGCGCGCCCUCACCUGCUUCAUCCUCCGCCGCCGGGGGUGUCGUAGUCCAGAUCCUCCCCGGACCAAAUGGUGUAGGAGCUACACCAGUUGUCCAGGGCCCUAACGGUCCGGAGCCAGUGCAGCUAGUAUUUGGACCAGGCGGGAAGCCCGUUAUCCAGGGUGCGAAUGGGUUGAUUCCCGUAGCGAGCAUCAUUGGGCCCAACGGACAGCCUCUGCAGCCUGUGCAGCAGAGUGGCUCCGGCCCUAGUCCUACUGGUUCUGGUGCACCAGGGGCUCCAGGCACCACAGUAUCGCCAACAGGGCUGGUUGGACAAGGCGGAUCCGGAUACUACGAUUCUGGUGCGUCGACGGUGAAGGGAACGAGCGUUAUCGUUGCUGCAGCAGCUAUGGUGGCCGUAUUCAUGAUGUAA
Molecule: messenger RNA, 633 nt
Organism: Morchella importuna
Lineage: Eukaryota; Fungi; Ascomycota; Pezizomycetes; Pezizales; Morchellaceae
Exons: 2
Coding region: 1-633 (210 amino acids)
Source: RefSeq, a predicted model, not a curated record